AUGGGCGCCAAAGUCACAAGCACACAGAAGGUCCAGGGCGACGCAGGCCAGCCCCAUGCCGAAUUUGACCUGGGCCCGUUGCCCCCUCAACCGGAUGUUGCGCUGACAAGCACGCUCAGCUGCGAGGUCCUCAACACGACAAAGGGGCUUUUGCGAGGAUGCUGGGGAAAGUUCACUGCAGACGCCUUCUACAGACACUUCCCUGGAGUGGAUGCGAUGAAAACCAUCCGCCACAUCAUCCUGCACGUCUUCGACAUCACAAAAUAUGCGGUGCGGGAAGGUGAGGAGAUUGAGGACGUGGAGUUGCUCGGCGAGGGCAGCUUCUCCAAAGUUUAUGGGCUCGGCGCGAUUGCCGCGAAGGUCAUCAGUGACAGUGAACGACCUUGGGUACAUAGGGCAGCAGUCCAAAACGGACUUCUUGCCGACCGACACGGCUAUGGCCCUGCAAUUUUUGGGCAUGGUCGUGUGCAGCAAGACAUGGGGGGACAUUUUAGAGGCACGCUGGUUUUCAUGGAGAGACUCUAUCCUGCUGGCGAGGACUGGUCGGACGCAGACACAGACGACAUCUUAAAGGCAGUUCAACUUGUCGCCAAAGAUGCGUUUCACAACGACCUCAAGAUGCCCAACAUUCUUCGGAGAAGAGGGCGGCCUCUUCUGAUUGACUUCGACCUGUUAUCGCCUUGGUCCGUGAAGGUGGCCGUCACAUCAAGCUGCAUCGAACACGAUUUCCAGCCAGUUCUUGCGCCAGCAGGAGAGAGAUGCACCCAAUGCUUUCGGGAGUACUACGACCUCUUUGCCUUCACGCUUACGCUUCAGGAUUCCGCCUUGUACAGACACCUGCUCGACCGCCUACUGGUUCUAUGGAGGCAGCUUGAGGAGCCCGUGCUGCGGCCACUGCUUGCCACAAUUGGCGUGGAGAAGCUGAGCGAGAUGCCUUUCGAGGUUUUUUCUUAUUGCAGUUUGCAACGUCCGUUUACAUCCCUCUGCCGGCUGGGCCCCGCCGGCUGCUGCUUCUCGCCCUGUCGAAGCGAUCUGUUCAUUCCACCCCCCUUCUUCUCAACCUUUUGA
This is a messenger RNA of Symbiodinium natans, 1068 nucleotides long. NCBI's taxonomy places the organism in Eukaryota, Dinophyceae, Suessiales, Symbiodiniaceae. The record is from the annotation of a GenBank genome assembly.